AUGACCUCUUACACCCUUCAGUUUCCGGAUGUGACCUAUCCAGAUGCCCUUUCUCCACAUCCAAACGCUGUCUCUGGUGCCCAAAGUAACCAGACCUCUCCGCCAAGAUAUCCCAGUCCUUGGGGAAGUGGGGCCGGCGAAUGGGCAGAAGCAUACAAAAAAGCAAUCGAGGUCGUCGAGCAGUUGACCCUAGAGGAGAAGGUGAAUUUGACUACAGGAACUGGUUGGCAACAAGAACAAUGCGUCGGCCAGACCGGUGGUGUCCCUCGACUAGGUAUCCGUGGACACUGCCUUCAAGACUCGCCCGUUGGUGUAAGAUAUACAGAUUUUGUCAGUCUGUUCCCUGCAGGAAUAAACGUUGGUGCUACUUGGGACAAGCGCCUCGCAUACGAAAGAGGCAGAGCCAUGGGCUUCGAAAGCCGUGACAAAGGGGUCACUGUCCAGCUAGGUCCUGUUGCUGGCGCACUAGGAAGGGCAAGUCUUGCUACCGGCCGCAAUUGGGAAGGCUUCAGUCCUGACCCCUAUCUCACCGGGAAGCUAUUCGCCGACUCUAUUCGAGGCAUCCAAAGCACAGGUGUACAGGCAUGCGCUAAACACUACGUGGGUAAUGAGCAAGAACACUUCCGUCAAGUCCCUGAGUCUCGCGAUUACGGCUUCAACAUCACACAACCUGGUUCUUCGAACAUCGAUGAUCAGACUUUACACGAGCUAUAUGUCUGGCCUUUUGCUGACGCUGUCAAGGCUGGCGUGGCUUCUGUCAUGUGCAGCUACAACCUCGUCAACAAUUCGCAGGCCUGUCAGAACAGUUACUUGCUCAACCAUGUGCUCAAGUCCGAACUCGGGUUCCAAGGUUAUGUUAUGAGUGACUGGCAAGCCACCGCGAGCGGUGUGCCCGCUAUUCUGGCAGGACUCGACAUGACCAUGGCUGGAGACAUCCGUUUCGGCGAUGGAUCAAGUUACUUUGGUCCUAAUCUCACCAUCGCUGUUUUGAAUGGUACCGUGCCGCAAUGGCGUCUCGAUGAUAUGGCCGUUCGUAUCCUUGCUGGAUGGUAUCUCGUUGGCGGAGACACUGAAGUACCCAAUCCCAAUUUCCAGUCAUGGACACCUGAUACGUUUGGCGCCGUCCAUGCACACGUCGGCUCAGCAUGGGGUACAGGGCUUGUCAACCAACAUGUUGAUGUUCGCCGGGAGCACGGGAGAUUGAUCCGCGAGAUCGGUGCUGCGUCUACGGUGCUUCUCAAAAACGAUCGUGGCAUACUACCUCUGAACAACACGGCAAGGCUGACGGCAGUGUUUGGCGAAGAUGCAGGCAACAAUCCAAAUGGCCAUAAUGGCUGCAGGAACCAUGCCUGUGACAUCGGCACGCUGGCUACUGGUUGGGGCAGUGGUCAAGCCAGCUCUCCAUAUCUUGUCAGUCCAGACGCGGCGAUACAGCACGAGGUCGUCUCUCGCUUUGGUUCUUAUGAGUCCAUCACCAACAAUUCAGCUUUGACUCAAAUCAACGCAUUGGCCCGCCGAGUCAACGACGUUGGUGGAGUCUGUCUGGUCUUUAGCAGUGCAGACUCUGGCGAAGGCUUUGCCAAUGUUGAUGGCAAUUACGGGGACCGGAAAAACCUCACACUAUGGCAGGGCGCUGAUGCUGUGAUUGCAAAUGUGUCUGCCACAUGUAAUAACACGAUUCUGGUCAUCCAUUCUGUUGGGGCAGUCGAGAUUGAGCAGUACAAAGAGAACCCGAACAUCACUGCCAUUCUCUGGGCAGGUCUUCCUGGCGAGCAAUCAGGAAACGCAAUUGCCGAUGUUCUAUAUGGUCGUGUCAAUCCCGGAGCAAAACUGCCAUUCACUAUGGGUCGCAAAAGGUCAGACUACGGUACUGACGUCCUCUACACUCCCAAUCAAGAAGUCCCGCAAUUCAACUUCCAAGAAGGCGUAUUUAUUGACUAUCGCGGAUUUGACCACCGCAACAUCACUCCAGUCUAUGAGUUCGGCUUCGGUCUAAGCUACACAACCUUCGAAUACUCUGACCUCGUUGUGGAAAAACUCGAUGUCGCAGACUACAAGCCAACGACAGGAACUUCUAGACCAGCGCCUACGUACGGCAAAAUCGACAACGACACUUCUACCCAUACAUUCCCGCAGAACCUCACUCGUAUCCCACUGUACAUUUACCCAUGGCUGAACAGUACAAACCUUAGCGAAUCCUAUGGAGCGGCAAACUACGGCAACAACUCAUUGAUCCCCCAAAACGCACUCAACAACUCCAGCUACUCAUAUCCACCCUCUUCCGGCCCCAACGGCGGCAACCAAGGGCUCUGGGACAUCCUCUUCCACACCCGCGUCAACGUAACCAACACCGGCUCUGUCCUCGGUGACGAAGUCCCCCAACUCUACAUUUCCCUAGGCGGGCCUUACGACCCCAAGAUCGUGUUGCGAGGGUUUGAGCGUGUAAGGAUAAAUCCUGGCGAGACUGUGCAAGUUACAUUUCCACUGGCGAGAAGGGAUCUCGCGAGUUGGGAUACGGAAAAGCAGGAUUGGGUUGUUAGUGGAUAUGAGAAGAAGGUGUUUGUUGGGUCUUCGUCGAGGGAUUUGCCAUUGAAGGCGGUGCUUAAGGUGUGA
Messenger RNA from Aureobasidium melanogenum CBS 110374, 2613 nucleotides. RefSeq lists its product as uncharacterized. The record is from RefSeq and is a predicted model, not a curated record. Gene Ontology annotation, molecular function: beta-glucosidase activity. The transcript is spliced from 5 exons. The coding region runs from base 1 to 2613 and encodes 870 amino acids. Gene Ontology annotation, biological process: glucan catabolic process. Lineage: Eukaryota; Fungi; Ascomycota; Dothideomycetes; Dothideales; Saccotheciaceae.